Molecule: messenger RNA, 6106 nt
Organism: Lytechinus variegatus (green sea urchin)
Lineage: Eukaryota; Metazoa; Echinodermata; Echinoidea; Temnopleuroida; Toxopneustidae
Product: low-density lipoprotein receptor-related protein 4-like
Exons: 33
Coding region: 114-5756 (1880 amino acids)
Biological process (GO): Wnt signaling pathway involved in somitogenesis; canonical Wnt signaling pathway; receptor-mediated endocytosis involved in cholesterol transport
Molecular function (GO): calcium ion binding; protein binding
Source: RefSeq, a predicted model, not a curated record
UUUUUUAUUUUGUUCUUUGUUUCAUAACAGGUGUACAAGGAAGGUUAAGCUCGGAUUGUAGCUGCUUGCCGUACCAGUUCUCCUGCCCUCGCUUGACGGAGGAUGCGGAGUGUAUGUGUAUCCCUCUUAAAUGGAGAUGCGAUCAAGAUGAUGAUUGUGGUGACAAUGGAGAUGAGAUAGAUUGUGAACGUCCCACGUGUAAGGAGUAUGAGUUCAGCUGUGGUACUGGCUUGUGUAUCCCAUCAGACUGGGUCUGUGACGGAGACUUUGACUGUAAAGAUAAUUCAGAUGAAGCAGAAUGCUCACGUGUAGAAUGUGAAGGGGAGGACCUGUUUAGGUGUAAUAAUGAUCACUGCAUCAGAAGUGCAUUUGUUUGUGAUGGUGAUAAUGAUUGCAAGGAUGGAUCAGAUGAAACGUGCAUGACGGUGUGUAACGAGGGUGAGUUUACCUGUGACGGAGGUGGCUGCAUCGAUGAGGCAUGGAAGUGUGACGGCGAUAGAGACUGCAGCGAUGGCUCUGAUGAAAAGAACUGCUCCCACCAUGACACAGGAGACUGCACGCAAGGUCAAUUCACGUGCAACACAGGCCAGUGUAUUCUAAUGCAUUACAUGUGUGAUGGAGAGAGAGACUGCGAUGAUAAUAGUGAUGAAGAUCAUUGUGCUAACAUUACGUGCAGAGAUAAUGAGUUCCUGUGCGCUAAUAACGUAUGCAUCACAGCGCAAUGGUACUGUGACGGUGACUAUGACUGUGAAGACCAGUCCGAUGAGCAGAAUUGUCCGGUAACGACGUGUCUGUCCAAUCAGUUCCAAUGUGCUUCAGGGCGGUGUAUUACAGCAGCCUGGGAGUGUGACGGAGAGAAUGAUUGUGGAGAUAAUAGCGAUGAAGAAUCUUGUAGACCAACCCUAUGCAACGUAAACCAAUUCAAGUGCAAUAAUAAUCGCUGUGUAGGGAACAGGAAAGUUUGUAAUGGUCGAGACGAUUGUGGUGACGGUAGUGAUGAGUUAAUCGAACCAGAUGGACCAUGCAAUAUUAUCGAUCCCUUCUCAUCUUGUGGUUCCGAUAAUGGAGGUUGUGAACACACCUGUACAGAUGUCAGUUCAGGUGUUCGCUGCUCCUGCCGAGAGGGAUAUACAUUGGAUAUCAAUGGAAAGACUUGUCGAGACAUCAAUGAGUGUCUUGUGGAAGGCAUUUGCAGCCAGGUUUGCACCAAUACUAGGGGAUCCUUCCUCUGCUCCUGCGUGGAGGGUUACGAACUCCGGCUCGACGGCAAGACCUGCAAGGCCCAGGGUCCAGAACCCUACCUCCUCUUCGCGAACCGCAUAGACAUCCGGCGGCUGGAGCCUCUGCAUUCCAGCUACACCCCGAUCCUGAGAGGGCUGGAGAACGCCAUCGCCCUUGAUUACCAUAUCGAGCAGCAGCUGGUGUUUUGGUCGGAUGUGAGCUUGGAUAGCAUCAAGAGGGCGUACCUCAAUGGCACGGACGUCAUGGAUGUCGUUUCCACGGGAUUAGAGAGUCCAGGUGGAGUGGCAGUUGACUGGAUAGGUAAUAAACUAUUCUGGAGUGAUUCAGGAACGUCCAAGAUUGAGGUGUCACAUCUUGAUGGUUCUUCUCGCUCUGUUCUUAUCUGGGAAGGUCUGGAGAAACCAAGAGCCCUGGCUUUACAUCCUGUCAAAGGCAUGAUUUACUGGACAGACUGGGGCAGUCUGCCAAAGAUUGAGAGAGCCAACAUGGACGGUUCCGGGAGACAGGUCAUCGCCGAUACAACGCUCUUCUGGCCCAACGGUCUUACUUUGGACUACGCAACCGAGAAACUGUUUUGGGCGGACGCCAAGCAUCACUCUAUUGAGAGUGCUAACCUUGAUGGGAGCGGGAGAAAGAUCGUUAUUAAUCAAGGACUUCCACACCCAUUUGCCAUCACCCUGUUUGAGGAUUAUAUUUACUGGACAGACUGGCAUACUAAGAGUAUCAACACAGCUAACAAGUUCACCGGGACGGAUCUGACCAUCAUACAAGGGCAGCUACAUUUCCCUAUGGAUAUACAUACCUUCCACCCGCAGAGGCAACCUAAUGGGAGUAAUCUCUGUCUGAUGUCUUCGUGUAGUCAUCUAUGUCUGCAGAGAGGAACGGUAGAUAUCACAUGUGGCUGCCCUACCGGUUUCAAACUCAUCAACAGGACUCACUGUGCUGAGACUAUUGACAGCUACCUCCUGUUCAGUAGAGAAACUGACAUCAGACGGAUCUCCUUCGAUACCGACGAUGGCUCCGAUGUCGUGUUGCCCCUGUCUGGUCUCAAACAAGCGGUGGCGCUAGACUGGGAUGAUGUUGAGGGAGGGUUUGUCUACUGGGGUGACGUGAGCACCAACAAGAUCAACCGCGCUCGUUGGAAUGGAUCAGACCAGGAAGUGAUCCUAUCCAACAACAUGGACAGUCCUGCUGGCUUGGCCAUAGAUUGGAUCACCAGUAAAAUCUACUGGACUGAAGCCACUAAUAACCGCAUUGAGGUGGCUAACGUCGAUGGUUCUAUGAGAUCGGUCUUGAUCUGGGAGGACCUGGACAGGCCAAGGGAUAUCAUCGUUGACCCAAUCUCAAGCUUGAUGUAUUGGACCGAUUGGGGAUCCGACCCCAAGAUUGAGCGCUCCAGUAUGGACGGGUCUGAACGGCGGGUCCUGGUCUCCUACGGGCUGUUCUGGCCUAAUGGGUUGGUCCUGGACCGGGAUGAACAGAGGUUGUACUGGGCUGAUGCUGGGACCAAGAGAAUCGAGUUUACCAGUCUAGAUGGAAGCUAUAGAGAGAUUCUUAUCAGUCUGAAUGUCCCUCACCCAUUUGGCUUGGCCAUUCACAAUGACCAAAUCUACUGGACGGAUUGGGAGACAAAGAGUGUUGAAAGAGCCAAUAAGAUGACUGGUCUGAAUAGGGAAACUGUCAGAGCCGGACUGGAGGACUUGAUGGAUAUCAAAGUAUUUCAUCACAAUCGACCAACAAGAACCGGUCCAUGUGACGUCAACAACGGUGGGUGCAGCCAUCUUUGCCUUCUCUCUUCAUCACCAGAGGGGUUCACCUGUGCCUGCCCUACCGGUAUCAUGCUUGGCGAUGAUGGCUUCACCUGUAACCAAGAUCUUGAUAAGUUCUUGGUAUUUGCUCAUAAGACCGAUGUCCGAAUAGUCUCCCUUGAAACUCAGUAUGCUGUUGAUGUGGUUUCACCGAUUGACGAAAUUACAAACGCAGUAGCAGUUGAUGUUGACACAGUCCAACGCAAGCUGUACUGGGCAGAUAAGGUCACCCACACAAUCAUGCGAUCAAGCUUGAAUGGCUCGGACGUUGAAACGGUCCUGGACACCUGCUUGGACACGGUGGAAGGUAUCACCGUGGAUAGCGGCGGUCAGAAACUUUACUGGACAGACGCAGGCAGGAAGAGGAUAGAGGUAGCUGAUGUGAACGGAUCAAACAGGAAAGUCUUGGUGUGGAGGGACCUGGAAGAACCACGAGGGAUUGCUCUGCAUACUAAGAGAAGAUUAAUGUUCUGGUCAGAUUGGGGAUCACGACCUCGCAUUGAACGGUCCGCCAUGGAUGGCACUAGAAGACAAGCAAUCGUCACUUCCAACUUAGAAUGGCCCAAUGGAGUCUGCGUCGAUCAGACUAUUGAUAGGAUAUUCUGGGUUGAUGCCAGGACUGAGCGUGUGGAAUCCUGCGCUCUGGACGGCAGCUCACGGAGGCUCCUCGUCUACGAUGGCGUCAGUCACCCGUACGGUCUCACCGUCCUGGACGACUAUAUCUACUGGACAGACUGGGAUACCGGUGCUAUUCAUCGAGCCGAAAAGCAGGAUGGGGGCGGGGCCAUCGACAUCUUGGGAAACUUUGAUAGUUUGAUGGACAUCAAAGCUGUCAAUAUGCAGGACAAAGGGGAGAACGUUUGUGGGUCUGAUAACGGUGGAUGCAGUCAUCUCUGUCUACCAAACCCUCAGGGUUACUCGUGUGCCUGUCCAACUGGUAUCAUCAUAAACCAAGACAACAGGACGUGUCCUGAUGUCCCCUCCACGUUCCUCCUGUUUGCCAACAGUCGCAGCAUCCGACGUAUCUCCAUGGACACACCCGACCACACCGACGUUUCCCUUCCGUUUGAGAAUCUUGGCAAUGCUGUAGCUUUGGACUUUGAUAGCAUCGACAGGAAGAUCUACUUCACCGACGUCCUCUCAGAUAUUAUUGGCCGAGCUGAUUACGACGGUCGGAACAUGGAGGUGAUUGUUUCCGAAGGCCUGGAGACCACCGAUGGCAUCGCUGUGGAUUGGAUUGGUAGGAACAUGUUCUGGACCGAUGCAGGUUAUAAUCACAUUGCAGUGGCCAGACUGGAUGGUAGCUCUCGUAAGGUAGUGGUGUCAUCUGGUCUUCAUGAACCAAGGGCUAUAGCUCUCUUUCCUUCUAGUGGGUAUAUGUUUUGGAGUGACUGGGGAAACCAUCCGAAGAUAGAGAGGGCGCACUUCGAUGGCACCGGACGACGCACCCUGAUAAACACGGAUCUUGGCUGGCCAAACGGUCUUACCAUCGACUACGCCAUGCGCAGGCUCUACUGGGUGGACGCCUAUCUGGAUAAGAUCGAGACAGCAGACUUUAGCGGGAAGUUUAGAGUCGUUUUGACCAGCAAUGUGACUACCCAUUCCUUUGGUUUGACCAUGUUUGGAUCACGUCUUUUCUGGACCGACUGGCAGACCAAUACAAUUGAGACUGUGGAGAAGACUACAGGCAGAGAUGUGGUCACAUUCCAGAACAAUCUUGAUUCCCUAAUGCACAUCCAAAUGGUCUCUCCUCUCAGGCAGACUGGUACAAACCCAUGUGGGGUGGAUAACGGUGGCUGUAGUCAUCUUUGUCUAGCCAGACCCCAGGGCUAUGUGUGUGCUUGCCCUGAUGAACCAGAUGGAAGGACAUGUUCACUGACACCUGGAGCCAUUGAUGUCAACGAGACUCCCAAACCAUCGCCCAGUAGUACUACCACCAAGCAUCAACCUGGCCCCGUCAUCACCCAGCCACCCAGGCCAGGGGGUACUGACAAGCCCCCCAAAGGACCGGUAGAGAUCACCCUUGAUCCUGGUAAUGGUGACCCGUGGAAGAUCCUCACUACUGUUAAACCUACGAAGACCAAUCUUCUUGGUGCUCCUCAUGGAUGUUCUGAAGAAGAAGAGGCGCUGGGACUUUGUGACAACGGGGUCCAGGCUUCGAAUAAGAAUGGUUAUCGUAUUUUGUAUACCUACAUCGUAGUGGGUGUUUUAGCUUUUCUCAUCGUUGCUGUGUUACUCAUGCUGGUCAUAUUGUGGAGGAGAAGCAGGAGAAGAAGGCGGCGAUGUCGUCUCGACAGUCGCAGCAAUUUCUACAAUCCUCGUUACAAUCACAUGACCAAUGAGGUUAUGAUUGAACCACGGAUUACGAGGGCGUGGAUAUCAUACUCUACACCAGUGAGCAGGGAGCAUUCGCAUAGCUCCAGUGGUAGCCUUCCCAACAAAGUGAAUAACGAGGAGCUUGACAAAAUGCUGCCCCCUCCUGUACCGUUUGGAGCAAUGUCCUCCUGCCAGGUACCAUGUGCGGUGCCGUACGGUGCCGCCGCACCAUAUGGUGCCACUGCACCGUGCUACUACGACCCAAGGCCAUGUGAGAGACCGAAAAAUGUGAACCUCGACUCGUGCGGCAGCGGCGCAUUCUCGUCUUUUCGGGACUUUAAAAUAACGGAGAAUAAACUACAGAAAUUCACAGACAAUAAUUGUGAAUAGCAAGUCGUCAGUAUGUGUGUGUACAUAUUUAUAGAUUAAGCUGCAUUUUGUAUGGACGACAUCAGAACUAUGAAAGACAGCUUUUAUAUAAACUUUUUUUGUGCAGUAUUCGAGGAGACUUUCCUCUUUAUCUUAUUGGAGAAUUUAACAAGGGCAACUCAGCUCUCUAUCUUGACUCUCUUUCAAUGCGCCUUGAACAUUGUGACUAAUGUUUAGAUUUGAUCGCAUUCUAAUGCCUGAUAGGUGAUGAUCUACUUCUCAGUUCUCCUGGAGCAGCUGGAUUCGGGCUGCAAACAGGUCUCCAAGAGUCCAAAACAUACCCAUCGACACCUGUAGACAACCCUUGGAUU